AUGAAGAUGUUGAGCAGCAUUUGCAUUUUGAUUGCUCUGAUACCCUUUGUUUCAGGUGUUGUGCAAGUGAAAGCUGCAUAUUCUUACAAAUGUGAAGUCGGCCGAUGCAUCGGACGGACUGUGACUUGCCCGGACCAAUGUCCUGAUGCCUAUUCUACAAACCCCGAAGCUAACGUUUGCUAUAUCGACUGCUACCAUCCCUUAUGCCAACCUCAGUGCAAACAUCGCAAGCCAAACUGCGAUGGAUUCGGAUCAGCAUGCUACGAUCCUCGGUUCAUCGGCGGAGACGGUAUUGUCUUCUACUUCCACGGCAGAAGCAAUGAGCAUUUCAGCUUAGUCUCAGACAGUCACAUCCAGAUCAAUGGCCGCUUCAUUGGCCACAGGCCGGCUGGUAGGACCAGGGACUUCACUUGGAUCCAAGCUCUGGGCAUCAUGUUCGGAUCCCACAAGUUCUCUCUAGCGGCCACCAAGGUGGCAACAUGGGACAACAACGUCGAUCAUCUCAAAUUCUCUUACAACGGUGAAGAGGUGGACUUGCCGGUUGGCCCUCUCGCCGUGUGGAACUCCCCAGAAAGGAGCAUGAAAAUCGAGAGAAUAUCAAGCAAGAACAGCGUCAUGAUUUCUAUCCCCGAUGUGGCGGAGAUGUCUGUGAAUGUGGUGCCGGUGACUAAAGAAGAUGAUAGAAUUCACAACUACCAAAUCCCAUCUGACGAUACUUUUGCUCAUUUGGAGGUUCAGUUCAGGUUUUUUGAUCUCUCUCCAACAGUCGACGGUGUUCUUGGCAGGACUUACCAGCCUGAUUUUGAGAAUCCGGCGAAGCCAGGGGUGGCAAUGCCGGUGGUGGGAGGUGAAGACAAGUAUAGGACCACUUCGCUUCUCUCGCCAGAUUGCAAGACCUGUGUGUUCUCUACCACUGGAGAAAAGAGCCCGGUCGCGGUCGAGUAUGGCGCGCUGGAUUGCACCGGCGGGUUGGCCCGUGGGAAUGGGAUAGUUUGCAAGAAAUGA
Ilex paraguariensis (yerba mate) is the source of this 1005-nucleotide messenger RNA. The record is from the annotation of a GenBank genome assembly. Lineage: Eukaryota; Viridiplantae; Streptophyta; Magnoliopsida; Aquifoliales; Aquifoliaceae.